This is a messenger RNA of Dermacentor silvarum, 543 nucleotides long. RefSeq lists its product as uncharacterized. The transcript has 3 exons. The record is from RefSeq and is a predicted model, not a curated record. Bases 1 to 414 code for a protein of 137 amino acids. NCBI's taxonomy places the organism in Eukaryota, Metazoa, Arthropoda, Arachnida, Ixodida, Ixodidae.
AUGCAGAUCACCCGUAGCUAUUGUCGACUCGCAGGCAGCCCAGCACGAACAACGGCCGUGCGGCGGACGCCUGGGACCUGCAGUACGACGACGCCGAGCUGUGGCACUCGCUGGCUGGCAGCGACGCCUCGGUGGGGAGCAACCUGCCAUCGCCCGGGUGGAACCCAACGGAGCCUGCAGAAACAGAAGAGAGAGCAGACGACCUUUCUCUCGCCGGUGCACGACGUCAUGACAGCGCCACAGACGCCACGUGCCCGGCGCGUGUGGCGGCGCAGCAUGCGGACACUGCUGCCGACCAGUGGAAAAGUCCGGCGGACGAUCUGGAUGCCGUGGUUGCCGAGCUGGCGCGCCGCUACUUCCCUCAUCUGCUACCUCUGUGAGGGAGCUCCCGGUUGCGAGAUGGGCACUGGCUAGCUGGCAUGCAGCUCGCAUUUCAGCGAGCGCAGUUACGUACCACCGGGAUAGGUCUCUUGGCGGUUUCUGGCACUGUGCAUAGACCGCAGGUCGUUAGCUGCUGUUAUUGAUGUUGAUACUCCAAUAAAC